Messenger RNA from Miscanthus lutarioriparius, 531 nucleotides. The record is from the annotation of a GenBank genome assembly. Lineage: Eukaryota; Viridiplantae; Streptophyta; Magnoliopsida; Poales; Poaceae.
AUGGCCGCCGCCACGCCGUCGGAGCGCGGGAACCUGAUGCCGCCGCCGCCGCCCGUACUGCCGCCGACUGCGCCCCGUCCGCGCCGCCGCGGAAGGGAAGUCAGCUCCCGGUACAUCUCGACGCCCGUCCCUUCGACCCCGCGCCUCUCCGCCUCCUCCGCGGCCUCCUCCACGCGGUCGCGCUCCCCGACGCCGUCGCGGAGCUGGACGGCAGCGGGCAGCCACGCCCUUCGCCAACGAGAACCACCCGCCCCCGCCGCCGCCUCCCACGGGAACCGUCGGGCGCCGGCGGGCCGUCCAGUAGCUUUUCGAGGAGACGGGCGCCGGCAAUCCGCGCGCCUCUGUGGGCUCCAGCUCCUCCGCCGUUCCCGCAGCUACUCCGCGGCCACUCCCGCGCUCCACCAGCGGGCCGGCCGCGCGCACCGCGCCGAGAGGGUACCCGCGCCUUCCGACGCCCGCGCGUGCUGGCUCCUCCUGCCCUUCCUCCGCCGCGGUGGAAUCGGACGCCGCCUCGUGCUGCUCGUCGUCUGA